AUGAGCAUGCAGCCGCCAAGCCACCUCAUCCUCGUCUGCGGCCAUGCAAUCUGGGCAGGAGGGCCCUCGAAUGGUCAGGACGAGUCAGAAUGGAUCAUUCAAGGCUGGAAGAAGGGUGAAACACCGACGUACACAGCACAUAUCAAGGCAGGCCUAAAGAUCCUGGGCGAAGAUGACCGGGCCAUGCUGAUAUUCUCAGGCGGUCCGACUGUUGCAUCGACCCCCAUCUCGGAGGCCCGCAGCUAUGCCAAUCUCGCCGCCGCAAACACAUACUGGGGCCUCCUGAACUCACCACCUGGGCCAUCACCCAUUCUCACUCGCUCACACCCGUUGUCUCCCAUCCCUCUUCAUCCCCGCGUUGAAUGCGAGGAGCGCGCCAUGGACAGCUACCAAAACAUUCUCUUCAGCAUAAUUCAAUUUUGGCGCAGCACCUCCCGAUGGCCCAGCUCUCUCACCAUCGUCUCUCACGCCUUCAAGCGGCGCCGCCUCGUAGAAGCACACUGCAAUGCCUUGGCCUUUCCUCUCGAUAAGGUUCACUUUGUUGGUAUCAACCCUCCAGGCAUCCCGGAGGUAGUCGGCCAAGAGGAGGGUGCGGUUAAUGAGUGGGUCAAAGAUCCUCAGGGUCAGUCGGACGGUCUCAAGACGAAGAGAACACGUAGGAACCUAUGGGGUGUAUCUCAGAGAUUAUUCGGAAGUGAGGAUGAGAGACAACGGAGUGGCAUCGAUACAAGACUGCUUGAGGACGGCGAGGAAAUCCUUGUCCAAGACUAG
Molecule: messenger RNA, 771 nt
Organism: Diaporthe citri
Lineage: Eukaryota; Fungi; Ascomycota; Sordariomycetes; Diaporthales; Diaporthaceae
Exons: 3
Coding region: 1-771 (256 amino acids)
Cellular component (GO): cytoplasm
Source: RefSeq, a predicted model, not a curated record